Messenger RNA from Paramecium pentaurelia, 1275 nucleotides. NCBI's taxonomy places the organism in Eukaryota, Ciliophora, Oligohymenophorea, Peniculida, Parameciidae. The record is from the annotation of a GenBank genome assembly.
AUGUAAUAGCAUAGAAAGGUUAGUACUGAUUCAAAAUAUCUUGAUUUAGAUAUUGUUUAAGAAUAUAUUAAAUAGGAUUUAGAUUAGAAUGAGUAUUUUCGUUAUGAACAUGAUAUUGAUUUUGAUAUUCCAGAGCAAGAUGAAUUUUUUGAUUGUUUAGAUUCUAUUGAUGAGCCACCUUAAAUUGAACGUUUCAAUUAAAUAAAAUUACAUACAAUGAGGAUUAGUAGAAAAUAAAGAGUAGAAGAUGAGUUGACUUAGCCUCCAGAGAAAGAAGAUUAAUUACAGUUGUCAAUAGAAUCAAUGGAAGAGGAAUUUUAAUAUUAAGAUGAAAUGUAUGAUAUAAAGCAAAUUGAGAUUGAUAAACGUAAGGUUAUUUCUAUUUUUACACUUAAAUAAGACUUUUUUGAUAAUAAACAUAAUCAUACUUAGUUUCUUAAAAAUGUUGAAUUGCUUAGAUAAAAAAAUAUUCAUUUAGAAGAAUUUUAUACUUAUAUAAAGGAAUUAGGAUUAGGCUGUGGAUUUAGUUUAGAUUAGAUUAGAUAUGAGUUACUUUAAUAAUUUAUUUCUGGUUUGGUUGAAAUUGUGAAGUAUAUAGAUGAUGUAUAAAUUAUAAAUUAAUAUUAGAUGUUUAGAUUUUAAAGUAGAUGGUUAGAAAGAGAACCAAUAAUUACAUUAUAAAAUAUAUUCUAAGCAUUUUCAUUUUAAUGGGAACGAUUUUAAGAUUAUACAACUGCAUUGAUAGAUAAAUCAGCAAUUAGUAAAAUUAGAAGUAACAAUAAGAUUAUAGAUUAUGAUUCAUUAUAAUUUAAAAAAGGAAUAGACUUUUGUUUAACAUAAAUAGAUGAAUAAUAAAAUGAUGGUGCUGAUUUUAAUAUUCAAUAAAGUAAUUAAGAAAGUUUGAUUCUUUUCAAAGUUUUUGAAUUAUUAAGAUUGAAUGAACAUUUUUUACAUAUAAGUAAAUAGAAUCAAAAAGCAAAGAGAAUCAAAAAUUAUUUUGCUAAAUGUAGAUCUCGUAUUAAAUUAUAUUUAUUAUUAAAAAAUAAGGUUAAGUUUCAAUUCAAAAAUAAACGAAAAUCUUAGAUGUCUUUACAUCAUAAUAUAACUGAAAAAUAUCUCUUUAUAGAUCCAAAUUCUAUUUAAUUGGAAAAUACAGUACAUAUAUUUGAAGAAGUUUUGUAACCUAAUUUGAUAAAAGUCAGAAUGUAAAGAUUUGCUAUUAAAAAUUUAAAUUCUAAUUUUAAUACUAUAAAAGAUUAUGAUUACUAUUAAUGA